AUGCUACUAGUUGACACCUACGAGCAGAAGAUCGAACAGGACGAGGAUUUAAAGCGACGUAUCGCUCAGUCACGACCGCACAAGAAACUCACGUCAAAACGUGUUUACUUGGAUUUACUGCGAAAAGAUGACGUUCUGUCACAUGGAGCUGUUACUAACGAAUAUCUUAUCAAAUGUAAUCUGGAAGCACUUGGUAUCGAAGGUAUGAAGAAGAAAGAUGUUCAUCUGGACUCGGAUCGGCGUUUGUCAUUGUAUGCCUACACCCAUGACACCUUCAGCUUGCUACUCGUGCCGAUGAUCAAAGAAAAGUAG
Messenger RNA from Cooperia oncophora, 312 nucleotides. Lineage: Eukaryota; Metazoa; Nematoda; Chromadorea; Rhabditida; Trichostrongylidae. The record is from the annotation of a GenBank genome assembly.